Messenger RNA from Verruconis gallopava, 449 nucleotides. RefSeq lists its product as uncharacterized. The record is from RefSeq and is a predicted model, not a curated record. The coding region runs from base 1 to 372 and encodes 123 amino acids. The transcript is spliced from 2 exons. NCBI's taxonomy places the organism in Eukaryota, Fungi, Ascomycota, Dothideomycetes, Venturiales, Sympoventuriaceae.
AUGGGUUCCGAGGCAGCUGUUCCGUUCACGUACUUUGCCAAGGCGUCGACCGACUUCGCGAAGACCAUCCCAUGCAUUGCCAACGGAAAUGCCUACCUCGGUGACAUUGCAGUAAGCACCGACAGCAAGGCACCGAUCUCCGCCGGCUUCUACCGCCUCGAGAAGGGCACGCCUCUCGUGUACGGCUAUCACUACGACGAGAUGAAGAUCAUCAUCGACGGCUCCUUCGACAUAGCAGACGAGACGGGCAACAAGGUGCACGCUGUCAAGGGCGACGUGUUCUACUUCCCAAAGGGCAGCAAGAUCACCUUUACCACCGAGGACUUUGGCCUAGCCUUCUACUGCGGCCAGCGACCAAAGGAUUCGGCGUAAAGUGCACCAAAGGACGAGAAAGAAAAAAAAUGGUGCUCCUAUGUCGGGACAAGACAGUGUACCUAGGCUGAUGGUGG